AUGCUGACACCUGAAGAAAGAGAAGCUUACUUUGACACUUUUGGCCAGCUGGAUCGCAUGCUCAACCUCAUGACUGCGUGUCCCACAUUUCUCCAUAGCUACGGCAAUGCCACCAUGGCUUGCCCGUGCGGGUGCCGGGCCACAGGCUUUGCAGUGUAUCGUUUGCAGAAAGGAGGUUUAAGAGGUUUUGUGAUAUGUAGCCAGUCAGGUGGUCCAAGAUUCUUGCACCCCAGAGAGGUGGGGUUUCUCAUGGGGUUUCCAGGCAGUCUGCCGGUGGCAACAAACCUACGUGACACCUUGUGCCUUUUGGGGCAGUCAGCAUCACCUUUGCAGAGCCUGUGGAUGUUUCAACAUGUCACUCAGGUCCUGUUUGCUGAACAACAUGUUGAUCCCAUGGCGGCAAUUCGUUUGUACAAAACCAAGUUGUUGUACGACCAAUUUCAUGCCUGGAUUGUGCCGAGCUUGUAUCAAGACACUGAGGUGAGAAUGUCCAUGUCAGAUGGUGCUGAUUUGGUUUUUAGCAAGACUGGAUUAGUUUCAGUGUCUCAAGCUCUUGCAGCACUCCGAAUGCAGUGUGAACCUGACCAGUAUGUUCAAUUGCUUGAUGGUGCAACUUGUGUCCCGCCAGAGGCGUAUUUGCACCCACAUGGAUUUCAUGGCCCAUACCACUUGCUGAUCACGCAUGGCACUUCCGCGAAACCCGCAUCCGAUGUUCUGGUGACCUUUGAGGGUCUGGACACCUUUUGUUUGCUGCAAGUUCCGGCUGGUUCUUUUCUGUUUGAUGUGUUGCGGCGCUUGGACUUGUCGCCUUUGGCUGUGACUGUCACUUCACGGGACUCGGUGGUUGCCCCUGAACAACGCAUUUGGGUCAGUGGCCAGUUUUGCAUCCAUCGGCAUGUUGGUGCUGGCAGUAUGAAGCGUGCUGGUCUCUCUGUGGACUUCAUACACCUUGCUGCACAAAGCCUUUUGGGACGGGUUUAUCCCUCGAUUGCAGUGUCUUUGUUUGGCUUGCUGUGGACGUCCGGCUCCUGGAAGCUCAUGUUUGGUUCGUUUCCUUCCAGCCCUUUCACUGGUGUGGACUUUGGACUUUGCUGCCUUCUCAUGGAGGGUCAUUGGACUUUGCUGACCUGGACGGUGUUGGGUUCUUUCGAUCAGCGCUUUCAGGUGCACGUGGAAUUUUGGGAUGGCUUUGCCCCUCGUAAGGCUCCGCCUUGUGUUUUGGCCUUGGCGGAUUUCUUCAUGACAUCCUGGACCGCGGACUGUGUUUCCUGUGACUGUCCAUGCUUGUUCCCUCAACAGCUUCCGUAUUCUUGUGGAACCAUUCUGUUAGCACAUUUGGGUUCCUUUCUGGGGGCUUUGGACUUCGCUGCGGCUUUGGACUUUGAAGCCUUGCACCCCCACUUGGAGCACUUGGAUUUUGCCCUUUUCCCUGCUAACCAUAUGUUUCUAAACUUGUUUGGAACCGGAAAGUCUGAGGGACAUGUCUCUGCCGAUCAAACCAUGGUUUACCAGCUUGCCACCUUUUUGCGUGAAAAAGGAGUACCAUUUGAUCGCGCUGAGGAACGCGCCACUCUUGCUUUGAAAAAGCUUGGGCUCAAAGAACUUGAAGCGGCUUUCAAAUCACCCAAUCCUUGGCAGUACCUGAAAGCCAUUGCUAGUCGUCCCCAUGUCUCUUUCCAGUGGAUUAAGGCGGAUGAGCUUCAGGCCAAAAUCCGAGCUAAGGCCAACAGCAAGUUUCACAUUCAGGUGAAGCCCAAGCAUUCCAAACAGGCCAAGCGUGGUGAGGCCCAGCCUUUGUGGAUUGAUCCGGAUCAAUUGCAGCUUGUCCCAGGCACCUUUUUUGCACAGAAACAUGAGGUUUCACAGAUCGCUUUCAGUGAAGUGACACCACAGGCAGGUGGAUUGGCUUUUUGUGCAGUUGCUGAUGCUUUGCCUUUUCUCCGUGCUGGGCAGCAGCUUAGUGACAAAGCCCUUGGAUUGCUUACCACAGCCGAGAUCCCCAGGGACCAAGCCAACGGAUUGGUAGUCCUGAACUUGCGUUUCCCUGCCCAGUACCGUGGUACCAAUGAGCCUGUUUUGAUUUUGGGUAGUUUGGUGUUGCUUGGAGCGAUUCCUAUUGCUCGUGGGGGUGAUUCCGCAAAGUGCACAUUGGAAAGCUUGCCCACUCAAACUCUGCGCCUGUCGGUUUUUCGCGACCAAUGGGAGGGCUCGUGGGAUGAUUUCAUGAUGCAACCUGUGCGCGCCGUCCUUUCUAAGCAUCCGUUGCUGACCUUGUGCAAAACUGAAGGCUGUGGUGAUGCCUGCUCUAAGUAUCAUGCUGCGGUGGAUGAACCUUUGGAUAACCUGAUCUUGGACUUAUGGGCACGUAGUUGGCACAAAGCGGAUUCUCGGUAUUGUAAGCCAGCAGAGUCUUGCUACUGGUCCGUCUUGGUUCGUGUCCCUGCCAGUGCGCAUCUCACCGUCCAGGGUUUGUCUGGUGUCCAGGGCUUGUACGUGGAACCACGUUCGGAUUGUGGCAAACAGGCUGAUGACAGAUUUGGCAUGAUUUGGUUAGGUGAGCGUUCUCCACAUGACAUGGCACACUUGCUAAAGACCACACCACAUGCUAUUGCCAUUGGGCGUUUGCGGCAGAAAUAUGGACUUCGAUUUCCAAGGCAACACCUUGAAGCGGGCGCAAAAGUCUUGAAGCCUGAUGAGCCAUAUGUGGAUACCCAAAUUCACCGCUUGUAUCGUUUGUACCCCCUUCCGUUUGGGACCCAGCGAGUUGCUUUGCAGAAAUGCCUUACUGAUUGGGGAUGGUCGGCCCGGGUCCGACAAAGCAUUGGAGGCGGUGCUGAAGGCACAGCUUGGGAAGUCGGGGCAUGUGAUGAGCCACCGAAAAGUGUGCUGCCAGGUCCAGAUGGAGAUGUGGCUAUCACCUUGCUUCGUUCUGUGUCCAAGAACAACCAACCUCCAGCUCUUUUGGCAUCGGCAGCCACCAAGAAGUUUUUGCAGACGGCACAGGCCGCAGCGCCCUCCAUCGACCCAUGGACUUUGGGGUCAGAUCCUUGGAUUUCCUCUGCUCCUUCCACUGCAGCUCCUCGCUCAACUGACAAGAUGCAACAGAUUGAAGACCGUUUGCAUCAGCAUGUGGUGCAGGUUGUCCAAAAGCAAGUUGCGGAAUCAGUGCCAACAGGUGAUUCCUGCAUGACAGGCACCCCCAUUGACCUUGAAGACUACAAGGCCCAGACAGAGGCACGCUUCUCACGCUUGGAAUCAGGCAUGACAGAACUCCAUUCUCAAAAUCAAAAGUGUGAAUCUUGGUUUAGCCAGAUGCAUCAAACAGACCAACAUUUAGGGUCACAGAUGGAAUUGAUGCACAAGCAAGUCGAGGUUCAAGGUGCCAAAGUUGAACAGGUCAGCCGUGAAUUGCAUACACAAGUUGGCUCUUUGCAAGAUCGCAUCGCCAGUGUUCAGCAGGAAGUCUCGGCAGGUUUCAAUCGUAUGGAGGCCUUAUUGGAGAAGCGCAUGAGUUCAGCUUGUGGAAUGCUGCGUGCUUGGUCUAGGCAAGAUAAUCGACUUUUGAGGUUGCUCCCGGGUGCUGCUGUUCCUUUGCGGGCUCGGAAACUGUUGCAACACAUUACUGAACAGGUGAUUCACGGUUCUAGCGGCUUUCGCUUUGUUUGUGGUGACUUCAAUGGUGAGGAAGCUCAGUUUCCGGAGUGGGCCGAAUGGGUUAGAGCUGGAUGGCAUGAGGUGCAGUCAUUACAUGCUCGGUCUUUUGAUGAAGGCCCCUUCCCGACUUGCAAAGGUCGAACAAGGCCAGAUCGCAUCUGGAUUUCCCCAGAGCUGGCUGCCAGGUUUUGCAGUUGUGAAGUGUUGGACUCUUUUGCGGAUCAUAGUGUUGUCUCAGCCAAGUUUGAUCUCCCAAUCGAGAAUCCUCCAUAUACCUGGUGGCCCAUGCCUUCAAAAAUCCCUUGGGGCUCCGUGGAUUUGGACUCUUGGGCCCGAUCUUUCCCUGAGUUUCCCGUCUUUACACUGGGGUCUUCCACAACAGAGUAUCUCAGUGCACUGGGUGAACACUUUGGAGCUAGUUUGGGCGGUCAUUUCACUCCUGAUACGCACUCAGGCCUACCUUCCGCAUGCCGUGGGAGGGCUCAAUGUUUCCGGCCUCGUUCGCGGCAGCACCAGUUGCCUACUUUGAAACCUUCCAGGGCGGGGGAGGAAUCUCCACGGUGUGAUCUGGUAGGUCGUUCUUUGCAGCGUUGGUUCACACAGUUGCGACGUUUGCAGUCGUUGGUGCACAAUUUGAAUCGGGCUAGUCAAGCCCCCAGUGCCGUGGCAUAUCGUCUUCAAUUGUGGACUUCAAUCAAAAAAGCGCGUGGUUUCUCUGGCUCUUUCUUGGCUUGGUGGGCUGCCCGCCCUCAUAGGUCCCCUGGUGUUCCGGUUUUGUUUCCCACCGUGUUGCCCAAUGUGACCCUUGCCCAACAGCUGUUUGAUGAGUUCCGUUUGAACUACCGUAUGCUGGAGUCUUGGCAUUUGCGCAAUCGCCAGAAAACCUUGCGUGCGGUUCUUAAGGAGGAUAUGCGCCAGGCAUUUGCUUCAGUUGCUGGCGACGCGAAAGUUGCGCCUGACCGUUUUGUGGACCACAAUGUUGGGCAAAUUCUUGCUGUCGAUGUUGAAAACAAACUGGUUCACGUGGACCGUGAUUUUGCAAUGAACAAUUCGGCACUUUGGUUCGUUGAUGACACUCCGGCUACAGUGUCUCGUGUUGAUGAGUGUGUCUAUGAGGUGACAACCAGCUUGCCGUUGAUGCCAGGGCAGGACUUUUGUCAGCAUGUGCAAGUCACGGACACUGAUGACAUGUUGAAACGACUCCAAGACUUCUGGGAGCCACGUUGGAAUCGGCUUGCGGAUGUCCCUCCUCAGCAUUGGGAUCGUUUGUUAGACUUUGUUCGUGCAUAUGUCCCUCCCGGACAAUUCAUUCCUCCCCAGAUCACCACUUCCAUGUGGGAACAAGUCAACAAAAGAUAUGCUUCCAAUGCGGCACGUGGCGCUGAUGGAUUUGGCCAUUUGGACUUACUUCGCAUGCCUUCUUGCUACCAGGCUGGGCUUGUGUCUCUGUUCAAUGCAGUUGAGUCUGGGUCCCCGUGGCCCUCGCAACUCUGUCUUGGAUUUUGUCACCCGUUGCCUAAGCGAGUGGAUGCUCAACAGGUGGCCGAGUUUCGGCCCAUUGUGGUCAUGUCCAUCCUGUAUAGGAGUUGGUCUGCGUUGCGUUCUCGUUCUUUGCUGGGUCAGCUUAAGCCCUUGGUUGGACCAGAUGUUGUGGGUUUCAUGCCGGCACGUGAGGCUGGGGAGAUUUGGCACUAUGUCCAAAACUUGGUUGAAUUGGCUCUUCAGUCCAAACAAGCUUUGCACGGAGUAGUGAGUGACAUCCGGAAGGCGUUUGAGUCGAUUCCAAGAAAGCCUUUGUUUGCGGUCAUGGCUUGGCUUGGGUUCCCUCCUUCCCUUUUGUCUGCAUGGGAUCGGCUGCGGUUUGUCCGUCGUGCCAUGACCGUGAUUGAUUGGGUCUGGGGGGUUUAUCAGCGGCAGUUUGCUCCUCGAUCUCUCCCACUUUCAUAUGUCGAUAAUUUCGAGAUCCUGGCCUUGGAUUUGGCGGCCGUAUUGACUGGAUUUGCCACUCUCCAAUCAUAUGCUGAGCUUUGGGCCCUGGAACUUGAUAGCGCCAAGACUUUCUUUUGGUCCACCCAGUCACCUGCCAGAACUGCGCUUCGCCAGAUGGGCAAGACUGUGUCGCUGGAAGCGGCAGACCUGGGUGGUGCUCUUACGUAUUGUCGGCGCACUGGCAUGGGCUCCCAAAAGGCCCGUUUUGAGGUUUUGGAUGUUCUGUGGUCUCGCUUGCGCCGCUCCCUUGCGCCUUUACCAGUCAAGUUUUAUGUCCUGCGUCAGUCCUUCUGGUCAAAGGCAUUCCAUGCCAUCGGUAUCACCUUGGUUCCCUUCCGUCGGAUUGGUCACCUUCGGACUCAAGCUUGUCGUGCCUUGGGUUUUGGACUUGCUGGCGCGAAUCCUGGUCUUCGGCUGGCUUUGUUGUGCGGUGAUAUGAAAACAGAUCCUGGAUUCUUUCAGGUGACCCGUGUGCUUGCUGAUUUUCGUCGUUUCAUGGGAAAGGACCCUAUGCUGCAAUAUUCGUGGAAGCAAUUCAUGGAUCACUUUGACGGUCAGUGGCUAUCUGGUCCCUACAGCAAACUGCUUGAGAUCUUUGAUCAACUUGGCUGGUGUGUGCACUCUCCUCCAUGGGUGAGUGACCACGAUGGUUGCAUUUUUGAUCUUUUGCAGAUAUCUUCCUCGCUCUUGGAUACUUUGCUGCAGGAUGCUUGGGUGCAACGCCUUAGUCGCGAAGUGUGCCACCGCAAAGACUACGCCGGCCUGAUUGGUCUGCAUUGGCCUGCCAGCCGUGAGGAGCGUAGACUCAGUGCUUUGGACACUGCUUGCAUCAAUUCUUUACGUGAAGGAGUGUUUCUUUCGGGUUUGUCCCAAAGUAAGUUUGAUAAUGUUAAGGGGGAUAAGUGCUCUGUUUGUCAACAAGUGGACACCCUGGAACAUCGAUGUUUGCACUGCCCUGGUCUGGCGCAUGUCCGGAUUCAGCACACCUGGGCCUGUGAGCACUGGUCACAGUUUCCGCGUUCUUUGACGGAACGCCUUCUGCCAUCUCGCAAUCCUCAUGAGCGAGAUCGCAAAAGGAGCCUGCAUGCUUUGCAGGAUAAUCCAUUGGUUUUUGACUUUCUGCCGGAGGUUACACGAGAUGGCUGGGUUGAUCUGUUCAGUGAUGGUAGUUGCUUGGAUCCUAGUAUCAAAGCAAUAGCGCUUGCAGCCUGGGCGGUUGUCUCGGCGACUCAUGGGCAAAUUGUGGCCUCUGGCCCUCUUGGCGGGCUCCAACAGGAUGUUGAUCGUGCAGAACUUCAAGCCGGCAUGGUUGCGGCACGCUGGACGUGGGAGACGCAGUGUUGUAGUGUCUUGUGGACGGAUAGUGCGUACGUGGCUCGUGGCAUGAACCAUUUGCUUACUGAUCCGGAUGCUUUUGACCCCUCCUCCAAUGAAGAUUUGUGGGCACAGGUGGCGGAGCUGCUUCGAGCUUUGACGACAGAAUGUUUCCGCGUUCAACAUGUCAAUAGUCAUCAAGAUCCGGCUCUCUCCACAGAUCCGGUUGUGGACUGGAUCGUCCACUGGAAUGGAGUAGCUGACAGAUCAGCGCAACGGGCGCAUGAGCUACGUUCCGCACAAUGUCGCACGUUCUGUGCUCAGCAUCGAGCUCAUCACUUCUGCAGUGAACGGCAGGUGGACGCUUUCAGGAACUUGCACUUAGACGUGGCCAAAGCGUGGGCAACAAUUCAAGGACCGAACGGCCCUGAAGAACCACCAGAUGAACCAGUGUCUGCUCCUGACCGCCCUUGGCAAGAUGCGGAUGAUUGGUUGGAUGGGUUGCCGCUUUGUUGGCAACAGAAAUGGCUUGAAGCUCCUACGGCUCAGAUGUUCCCUUUGGAAGUCUCCAGCGCACUUCUCCAAGUACUGAGUGAGGAGCGUGAAAAGGCAGAUGGCGCUGUUUGUUUGUCAUGGCUGGAACUGACAGUCAUGUUGCAUGUUUUAGGUUUUUCUCACCCGUUUGAGAUCUCCUUCCGUGGUAGUACAGUGUGGUCGUUGCCUAGCACAAUUUUACCGGCUCAACAUGGGCAGGUGACAAUGGCAGCGCGGAUUCGUUUUGUGCGUACUUUUUUUAAGAGGCUUGAUGAGGUGUUUGAUUGCGGUGUUGUUUUUGUGAGAGGUUUGAAUCUGGGUCGAUUCCGAAUCCACCCACCACAGAAUGGAUUGAUCGUUUAUGCAAGUGCCGGUACUCUUCGGAGUAUCAACACGAUCUUGCUCAAUUGGACCUCCACUAGGCCAGUUCGCACCAGUAACGAUCUGUGUCGACCUUUGUGA
Molecule: messenger RNA, 7953 nt
Organism: Cladocopium goreaui
Lineage: Eukaryota; Dinophyceae; Suessiales; Symbiodiniaceae
Source: the annotation of a GenBank genome assembly